CGGCCUAAUGACCAAAGGCAACGGAUAAACGAACUUUUACCGCAUUUCAUUUUCCAACUUGCAACUCAUCUGACGGUUUUCGUGCGUGUGUGUUGUGUGUGUGUGUGCGACUCACGGUAAGGUGUCACGGAAAACCGUUCGAAAGGGAUUAGGCCGUGUACCACAACAUCAUCAUUCGUGCGUGUUCGUCCUGCAGAGAGAGAGAGAGAGAGAGAAAAAAACGAAAACGAUAGUGCAAACCAACGUGAACCAAGUGGAAGUGCAUGUUAUUAAAGCUUCAAACAGUAUAAGUUGUUAUAUAAAUUAACUAUAAAACUAAGUGUGUAACGUAACCGAAGGUGAUCAAAACAGGAAAGUUAUAUAUAGUAGUGAAUAAGCGCAGCUGAAAAAUGUCGCAACAACUUCCGAUACGCUUUCAAGAGCAUUUACAGCUCACCAACAUCAACAUCAAUGCGAGCUCGAUCUCGUUCACCAAUCUGACGAUGGAGUCGGAUAAGUUCAUCUGCGUGCGGGAGAAGGUGGGUGAGACGGCGCAGGUCGUGAUCAUCGACAUGAACGACGCACAGAACCCGAUCCGGCGGCCGAUCAGCGCGGAUUCGGCCAUCAUGAACCCGGCGAGCAAAGUGAUCGCACUGAAGGCGCAGAAGACGCUGCAGAUCUUCAACAUCGAGAUGAAAUCGAAGAUGAAGGCGCACACGAUGACGGAGGAGGUGGUGUUCUGGAAGUGGAUCACCCUCAACACGCUGUCCCUGGUGACGGAAACGUCCGUGUACCACUGGUCGAUGGAGGGUGACUCGACGCCGAUCAAGAUGUUCGAGCGCCACUCGUCCCUGAACGGCUGUCAAAUCAUCAACUAUCGCACCGAUCCAAAGCAAGCUUGGCUGCUGCUAGUUGGUAUUUCGGCUCAGCAGAACCGUGUGAUUGGCGCGAUGCAGCUGUACUCGGUGGAGCGCAAGGUGUCGCAGGCGAUCGAGGGUCACGCGGCCUCGUUUGCCACCUUCAAGAUGGAGGAAAACAAGGAAUUGUCGACACUGUUUUGUUUCGCCGUCCGGUCGCAAACGGCAGCUAAGCUGCACAUAAUCGAGGUCGGUACUCCGCCGGCCGGUAACGUGGCGUUCACGAAGAAGGCGGUCGAUGUGUUCUUCCCGCCGGAAGCGCAAAGCGAUUUCCCCGUUGCGAUGCAAGUUUCGCCUCGGUACGAUGUGAUCUACCUGAUCACCAAGUACGGCUACAUCCACAUGUACGACAUCGAGACGGCGACCUGCAUCUACAUGAACCGCAUCUCGGGCGAUACGAUCUUCGUGACAGCGCCGCAUGAAUCGAGCGGUGGCAUCAUCGGUGUGAACCGCAAGGGCCAGGUGCUGUCGGUGACGGUCGACGAGGAGCAGAUCAUCCCGUACAUCAAUACCGUCCUGCAGAACCCCGAUCUGGCGUUGCGCAUGGCCGUGCGAAACAAUCUGUCCGGCGCGGAGGAUCUGUUUGUCCGCAAGUUCAAUCAACUGUUCCAGAAUGGACAAUUUGCGGAAGCGGCAAAGGUGGCCGCCAUCGCACCGAAGGGCAUUCUCCGAACGCCGCAAACGAUCCAAAAGUUCCAGCAGGUGCCGGCCCAGCCGGGAACGAACUCACCGCCCCUGCUGCAGUAUUUCGGCAUUCUGCUCGAUCAGGGCAAGCUGAACAAGUACGAAUCGCUCGAACUGUGCCGCCCGGUACUGGCGCAGGGCCGCAAGCAGCUGUGCGAGAAGUGGCUGAAGGAGGAGAAGCUCGAGUGCAGCGAAGAGCUUGGCGAUCUGGUGAAACCAUCCGAUCCGACACUCGCCCUAUCGAUCUAUCUGCGCUCGAACGUGCCGAACAAGGUGAUCCAGUGUUUCGCCGAAACGGGCCAGUUCCAGAAAAUUGUGCUGUACGCGAAGAAGGUCAACUACAGCCCGGACUACGUGUUCCUGCUGCGGUCGGUGAUGCGCACGAAUCCGGAGCAGGGCUCCGGGUUUGCGAGCAUGCUGGUAGCGGACGAGGAACCGCUGGCCGACAUCAACCAGAUCGUGGAUAUCUUCAUGGAGCAGAACAUGGUACAGCAGUGUACCGCGUUCCUGCUCGAUGCGCUCAAGAACAAUCGGCCCGCGGAAGGUGCGCUGCAGACGCGCCUGCUUGAAAUGAACCUCAUGUCGGCGCCUCAGGUCGCGGAUGCCAUUCUCGGCAACGCCAUGUUCACGCACUACGAUCGCGCCCACAUUGCGCAGCUGUGCGAGAAGGCAGGCUUGCUGCAGCGCGCCCUGGAACACUACACCGACCUGUACGACAUUAAGCGGGCGGUCGUGCACACGCAGCUGCUGAACGGUGAUUGGCUGGUAGGAUUCUUUGGCACCCUCUCGGUGGAGGAUUCGCUCGAGUGUCUGAAGGCGAUGCUGACGGCAAACAUUCGUCAGAAUCUGCAGAUUUGCGUCCAGAUUGCGACCAAGUACCAUGAGCAGCUGACCACUAAAGCGCUGAUCGAUCUGUUCGAGAGUUUCAAGAGCUACGAAGGGCUGUUCUAUUUCCUGGGGUCGAUCGUCAACUUCAGUCAGGAUCCGGAGGUGCACUUCAAGUACAUCCAGGCCGCCUGCAAGACCAACCAGAUCAAGGAGGUGGAGCGUAUCUGCCGCGAAUCGAACUGCUACAAUGCGGAGCGCGUGAAGAACUUCCUGAAGGAGGCCAAGCUCACCGAUCAGCUGCCGCUGAUCAUCGUGUGCGAUCGGUUCGAUUUCGUGCACGAUCUGGUGCUCUACCUGUACCGCAACAGUCUCCAGAAGUACAUCGAGAUCUACGUGCAGAAGGUGAACCCGUCGCGUUUGCCGGUGGUUGUGGGCGGUUUGCUGGACGUCGACUGCUCGGAGGACAUUAUCAAAAAUCUGAUCCUGGUGGUGAAAGGGCAGUUCUCCACGGACGAGCUGGUCGAGGAGGUGGAGAAGCGUAACCGGCUGAAGUUGUUGCUGCCGUGGCUGGAGUCGCGUGUGCACGAAGGAUGCGUUGAGCCGGCGACUCACAAUGCGCUCGCCAAGAUCUACAUCGAUUCGAACAACAACCCGGAGCGCUUCCUGAAGGAGAAUCAGUUCUACGAUAGCCGAGUGGUGGGACGCUACUGCGAGAAGCGCGAUCCGCACCUGGCUUGCGUUGCGUACGAGCGGGGCCAGUGUGACCGUGAGCUGAUUGCCGUUUGCAAUGAAAAUUCGCUGUUCAAAUCGGAAGCUCGCUAUCUGGUGCGUCGUCGCGAUGCGGAGCUGUGGGCGGAAGUGCUCUCGGAGGCCAAUCCUUACAAGCGCCAACUGAUCGACCAGGUUGUCCAGACGGCGCUGUCCGAGACGCAAGACCCGGAUGACAUUUCCGUGACGGUGAAGGCGUUCAUGACGGCCGACUUGCCGAACGAGCUGAUCGAGCUGCUGGAGAAGAUUGUGCUCGAUUCGUCCGUCUUUUCCGACCACCGCAAUCUGCAGAAUCUGCUCAUUUUGACGGCGAUCAAGGCGGAUCGAAGCCGCGUGAUGGAUUACAUCAAUCGGCUGGACAACUACGACGCGCCCGACAUCGCCAACAUUGCGAUCAACAACGAGCUGUACGAGGAGGCGUUUGCGAUAUUCAAAAAGUUCGACGUCAACACUUCGGCCAUCCAGGUGCUGAUCGAGCAGGUGAACAAUCUGGAGCGGGCGAACGAGUUUGCCGAGCGCUGCAACGAGCCGGCCGUCUGGUCGCAGCUGGCCCGCGCUCAGCUGCAGCAGGGCCUGGUAAAGGAGGCGAUCGAUAGCUACAUCAAGGCGGACGAUCCGAGCGCGUACAUCGAUGUGGUCGAAACGGCGAGCAAGAACGAUUCGUGGGAGGAUCUGGUGCGCUAUCUGCAGAUGGCGCGCAAGAAGGCCCGCGAGAGCUAUAUCGAGAGUGAGCUAAUCUACGCGUACGCACGCACCGGCCGGUUGGCAGAUCUGGAGGAGUUUGUGUCUGGACCGAAUCAUGCCGACAUUCAGAAGAUCGGCGACCGCUGUUUCAACGAUCGCAUGUACGAAGCGGCCAAGCUGCUGUACAACAAUGUCAGCAACUUUGCGCGGCUGGCCAUCACGCUGGUGCAUCUGCGCGAGUUCCAGGGUGCGGUGGAUGGGGCGCGCAAAGCCAACUCCACCCGCACCUGGAAGGAGGUGUGCUUUGCCUGUGUCGACGCGGAAGAGUUCCGGCUGGCGCAGAUGUGCGGCCUUCACAUUGUGGUGCACGCGGACGAGCUGGAAGAUCUGAUCAACUACUACCAGGAUCGGGGCUACUUCGAGGAGCUGAUCGGGCUGCUCGAGGCCGCCCUCGGGCUGGAGCGUGCCCACAUGGGUAUGUUCACCGAGUUGGCCAUUCUUUACUCCAAGUACAAGCCGGCCAAGAUGCGCGAGCAUCUCGAGCUGUUCUGGUCGCGCGUCAACAUUCCGAAAGUAUUGCGUGCGGCCGAACAGGCGCACCUGUGGUCCGAGCUCGUGUUCCUGUACGACAAGUACGAGGAGUACGAUAAUGCCGUGCUGGCGAUGAUGGCGCAUCCGUCCGAGGCAUGGCGCGAAGGUCAUUUCAAGGACAUUAUCACCAAGGUGGCCAACAUCGAGCUGUACUACAAAGCGAUACAGUUCUAUCUCGACUACAAGCCGCUGCUGCUGAACGACAUGCUGCUAGUGCUGGCGCCCCGCAUGGACCAUACGCGCGCGGUCAGCUUCUUCACGAAGCAGGGCCAUCUGCAGCUGGUCAAGACGUAUCUGCGCUCGGUGCAGAGCCUGAACAAUAAGGCAAUUAACGAAGCGCUGAACGGGCUGCUGAUCGAUGAGGAGGACUACCAGGGACUGCGGACGUCCAUCGACGCGUUCGACAACUUUGACAACAUUGCGCUGGCGCAGAAGCUCGAAAAGCACGAGCUCACGGAGUUCCGCCGCAUUGCCGCGUACCUGUACAAAGGAAACAACCGUUGGAAGCAGAGUGUGGAACUGUGCAAAAAGGAUCGCCUGUUCAAGGACGCGAUGGAGUACGCGGCCGAAUCGCACCAGGGUGAACUGGCGGAAGAGUUGCUCGGAUGGUUCCUGGAGCGGGGCGCAUACGAUUGCUUCGCGGCAUGCCUAUUCCAGUGCUACGAUUUGCUGCGGCCCGACGUAAUAUUGGAGCUCGCAUGGCGCCACAACAUCAUGGACUUUGCUAUGCCUUACAUCAUUCAGGUGACGAGAGAAUAUACCUCCAAGGUGGACAAACUCGAGGCGUCCGAUGCCGAGCGACAGAAGGAGGGCGAAAGCACGGAACACAAAUCCAUCAUCAUACCCGAACCGCAGCUCAUGCUGACCGCUGGCCCCGGUAUCGGCAUGCCCCAGUAUGCACCACAGUACGCGGGCGCGUACGUGCCACCGCAACCAAAUAUGACCCCAUACCAGUACGGUGGUUUUAACUAAGGAAAGGUUCGAACGAGCGUAAAUUGCACCGCAACACAGAUCGGGAUGUGGGAUGUGAGUGAUGCGCGAGAGACGUAGGAUUCUACCUAGCUUCUUCUAGUGGCAGAACGUACCAACGUCAACGGAUCGUGAUGGCCAAACUGCUCUGGUCUCGCCGUACAGUUGAACCCAAUGUUGGACGACAUCACCGGUUUUCGUUGUUGUAGAGCGUCGUAAGUGAUGCUGUUUUAUUUAUUUGUUGCUGCUGGUAUACGCAUAUAUACUGUAUGUUUAAAGCAUUGUUUGAACAGAGCAGGAAGAUAAAUUAUCCAAACGAAAAGAACACCCGUGGUAGCAAAAAGUUUAACAAUAAUAAUGAAAAUUCCGAGUAUUUGCAGCAUUAUGAAGUAGAAAUUCACCUAAACAAAAACAAACAAACAAUCGUUAUCAUUUAUCUUACUGGUUCACUAAGAGAAUGAAAAAAACAAAAGCAAAUAGAUGCAGAAGAAAACACAGAUGAAUAUAUAUAUGUAUACAUACAUGAAUACAUUGCGCCCUGCAGUAAAGAUAAAGAAACCAGAGUGUGUGUGUGUGUGUGUAAAUAUGCAUGAAAUAUGCAGAACCGCUGCUGCUCAUCUUCCUUGUUAUCGUUGUGUAAAAUUUAUCUUACCAAACAAAGCUCGUACCAGAGAGGAGCGACGCAGAAGAAAUUAAUAACAAAUUAACACGAAGCGAAAUUGACAGCCUAGAUGCGUACACGUGGUGCGAUCGUCGUAUUGGUGGGCACAACACAGAAAGGGGAACAGAAAUGUAUUCCUAAGUAGUAGAAGCCAUCCCCGAAUGAGUAGAGUACGACGUUCCCCUUCACUCGCUUGCGGUUUAAUGUAGCAGAGUAAAAUGCAGUAUUUCGUUUGGUUUUUACACUUGCGCGCUGUGCCCAAUCGAACAAACUCCUUUCUAACGGAAAAUACAAAAACAGUGCACUAUUUGCAUAUCUGCAGGCGUUCGAACGCUCGUCCGGUCGAUCAACUUUAUUGGGUUGCGCGGACGGAUAUUUCCAUCCUUUUUGCUGUUGGCACGCGCUUUUCGUUUCCACGGUGAAUGAACUGGGGAGAAGACGUUGUUUCUAAAAUAUAUAUAUAUUUAAAUUUGCUUCACAGUGCAAAGUGCUGCUGCUGCUACUACACUUAUCGUACAUCAAAUCAUUCCUUUAAGCGUACUGAAAUGAGUUGCAAUGUAAUCUUGGUUUAAGACCUUUUUUUGGUGGAUUUUGAAUGCCGAUUGUUGUUUUUUUUCCCAACAACAACCUUUCCAGCUUUAGGUUUUUGGUUCGUUUUACCCCUUCUCAUACGCUUAUCCUUGUUUGCACAAACAGAACGGACGACUCUGGAUAAAGGACGAACGCCAAUCGUGUCCCGGUUUAUGCAACCUUAAUGCUUUACAAAUAUUUUACUGCGUUACUACGAACAGACAGCAUAGUUAAAAUGGGCGAUGAGAGAUACAAUAGUAGUAGGUAGAGUGCAUUACAAACCCACUACACCCACUACAAGAUGUUUAGAUUUAUAUGUUUCACACACAGACACACAAACAAAAGAAAAUACGUAUACAUAUAUGAAUAUAAAUAUGCUAUAAAUAUAUGCAUGAACCGAUGAUGCGCGCAGUGUAACACACACGCCCUACUGAAA
Anopheles stephensi (Asian malaria mosquito) is the source of this 7087-nucleotide messenger RNA. RefSeq names its product clathrin heavy chain (gene Chc). Gene Ontology annotation, cellular component: clathrin-coated endocytic vesicle; clathrin coat of trans-Golgi network vesicle; clathrin coat of coated pit. Gene Ontology annotation, biological process: receptor-mediated endocytosis; intracellular protein transport. The transcript is spliced from 8 exons. The coding region runs from base 390 to 5423 and encodes 1677 amino acids. Gene Ontology annotation, molecular function: structural molecule activity; clathrin light chain binding. The record is from RefSeq and is a predicted model, not a curated record. Lineage: Eukaryota; Metazoa; Arthropoda; Insecta; Diptera; Culicidae.